Messenger RNA from Cottoperca gobio, 6534 nucleotides. RefSeq lists its product as uncharacterized. Bases 526 to 6276 code for a protein of 1916 amino acids. The transcript has 22 exons. NCBI's taxonomy places the organism in Eukaryota, Metazoa, Chordata, Actinopteri, Perciformes, Bovichtidae. The record is from RefSeq and is a predicted model, not a curated record.
AUUAUUAAUAGAAUCGAGAACUAAAACCUUUAGCAGAGUCAUAAGAAGUUAUGUAAAAUGUGAAAACUGAUAUGAUACAUUUAAAUGUGCACUCUGUUUCUCUUACUGGCACCACCACACCUCACACCUGGUGUCUGUGAUGCACCGUUGCUCUUUGCCUUGUUUCACUUCUGUAUUUUGGUACUUUUUGGGGACCUGGGGGUUACUCAAUGCUUCCGCUUGCUGCUAGCGCUGAUCACUCUGCCCUGUCAUGCUGCGACAUCUGUGCAACAGACCUCCAGCCUUGUCUCCACCUGACAUUAAGACGCCAAAUACUGUAGAAGUACAACUCUGCCACCUAGCCUAAUUACAGAGAUAUUGCACUUAGAAUUGAGACAACACAGUUGGGUUACUUGACCAAAAUAUGAAGAAAAGCGGGUUGUCUCUCCAACCAUCACAUUACACCCAGUCUGGGAAGGUGAAUUCGGAGCCUCACCAGUCAGACUCAUCUGCACCCUCAGUGGAUUCUUUCCAGACAAACUAAGUAUGGAGUGGACGCGGGACACCCAACCUCUAAAGAAUGUGGGAAUCCAAAGGAAGCUGCAGAGUGUGGAAGGAAUGGAGAAAACCUUCAGUCUAAGCAGUGAGAUUGAGCCAAAAAUGAAAGAGUGGGAUAGUGGCUCAAUUUAUACUUGCAAGUCAAUUCACAACAAUAAGGAAUUUAUAAAAGGAAUAAGUAUUUGUCAAAUCCAUGCAGGUGCCCCUCCUUUCAUCCAUGUGGAGAUUCCCAGCUUUAAGACGGUGAUGAUCACAGGAUCCACGGUGAACGCAAUAUGUUUGGUGCGCACCGUUUUUGAAGCCAAGGUGACCUGGCUAAUGGAUGGGGUAGUCACAUCAAGUAGCACAGUGAAGCAGGAAAAAAACGCAACUCAUAUAAAUAGUGAAGUGACGGUUUCUUCAAGUCAAUGGAAACAACUUAAGUUUCUAACAUGUAAAGUGGAACAUAAGUGCUUCUCAUCCACUGAGAAGACUGUGGAUGUUGCAGGGCCUGCCAUUACAGCUCCAUUGGUUGAGAUCAGGAGGUCUCUUAAAGAUUUGCUGAAAGGAGACAGUACUGUGCUGGAGUGUGACAUCACACAACUCUCAUCACAUGACCUCUACGUCACCUUUCAGGCCAACGGUAUUGACAUCUCUGGCAAUCAGUAUGUUGAUCUUCCUCAAGCCCCAGGCCUCCAUUCAAUCAGUAGACGCUUCAUUGUCCCAACAAAACACUGCCAGAAAGACACAAGUUUCACCUGCAAUGUGAACCAAGGCUUCUCCGGCAGCUUUAAGUCAAACUCUACAGGCAAUAUUAUUGUGGACCCAUCAGUGGAACUUCUUCUGGCCCCCAGAGAAGAAUCAGAAUCACAGAGACUCUUGUGUUCUGGAUGGGGCUUCAACCCUCAAAUUAAAUGGUAUUCUGAGUCUCAGAAAAGAUCUCCAUCAACUAAUGACAUCAGCAUGGGUGCAGAUGGACGUGUGGCAGUGACCAGUCAACUUCAGAUCCCUUACGUAGAGUGGAGCACAGGGAAGGUCUUCACUUGUGAAGUAUAUGACAAGUCUCUGAACACAAAUGUGAAAGAGGACAUCAGCCUAUGCUCAGCUUAUUCAAGUGCCCCUCCCUCCAUCCAUGUGGAGAUUCCCAGCUUCAAGAUGGUGAUGAUCGCACAAUCCACGGUGAACGCAACAUGUUUGGUGCGCACCGUUUUUGAAGCCAAGGUGACCUGGCUAAUGGAUGGGGUAGUCACAGCUAAUAGCACCGUGAAGGCAAAAAACGCAACUCAUAUAAAUAGUGAAGUGACGGUUUCUUCAAGUCAAUGGAAACAACUUAAGUUUCUAACAUGUAAAGUGGAACAUAAGUGCUUCUCAUCCACUGAGAAGACUGUGGAUGUUGCAGGGCCUGCCAUAACAGCUCCAUUGGUUGAGAUCAGGAGGUCUCUUAAAGAUUUGCUGAAAGGAGACAGUACUGUGCUGGAGUGUGACAUCACACAACUCUCAUCACAUGACCUCUACGUCACCUUUCAGGCCAACGGUGUUGACAUCUCUGGCAAUCAGUAUGUUGAUCUUCCUCAAGCCCCAGGCCCCCAUUCAAUCAGUAGACGCUUCAUUGUCCCAACAAAACACUGCCAGAAAGACACAAGUUUCACCUGCAAAGUGAAUCAAGGCUUCUCCGGCAGCUUUAAGUCAAACUCUACAGGCAAUAUUAUUGUGGACCCAUCAGUGGAACUUCUUCUGGCCCCCAGAGAAGAAUCAGAAUCACAGAGACUCUUGUGUUCUGGAUGGGGCUUCAACCCUCAAAUUAAAUGGUAUUCUGAGUCUCAGCAAAGAUCUCCAUCAACUAAUGACAUCAGCAUGGGUGCAGAUGGAUGUGUGGCAGUGACCAGUCAACUUCAGAUCCCUCACGUAGAGUGGAGCACAGGGAAGGUCUUCACUUGUGAAGUAUAUGACAAGUCUCUGAACAAAAAUGUGAAAAAGGACAUCAGCCUCUGCUCAGCUUAUUCAAGUGCCCCUCCCUCCAUCCAUGUGGAGAUUCCCAGCUUCAAGAUGGUGAUGAUUGCAGGAUCCACGGUGAACGCCAUAUGUUUGGUGCGCACCGUUUUUGAAGCCAAGGUGACCUGGCUAAUGGAUGGGGUAGUCACAUCAAGUAGCACAGUGAAGCAGGAAAAAAACGCAACUCAUAUAAAUAGUGAAGUGACGGUUUCUUCAAGUCAAUGGAAACAACUUAAGUUUCUAACAUGUAAAGUGGAACAUAAGUGCUUCUCAUCCACUGAGAAGACUGUGGAUGUUGCAGGGCCUGCCAUUACAGCUCCAUUGGUUGAGAUCAGGAGGUCUCUUAAAGAUUUGCUGAAAGGAGACAGUACUGUGCUGGAGUGUGACAUCACACAACUCUCAUCACAUGACCUCUACGUCACCUUUCAGGCCAACGGUAUUGACAUCUCUGGCAAUCAGUAUGUUGAUCUUCCUCAAGCCCCAGGCCUCCAUUCAAUCAGUAGACGCUUCAUUGUCCCAACAAAACACUGCCAGAAAGACACAAGUUUCACCUGCAAUGUGAACCAAGGCUUCUCCGGCAGCUUUAAGUCAAACUCUACAGGCAAUAUUAUUGUGGACCCAUCAGUGGAACUUCUUCUGGCCCCCAGAGAAGAAUCAGAAUCACAGAGACUCUUGUGUUCUGGAUGGGGCUUCAACCCUCAAAUUAAAUGGUAUUCUGAGUCUCAGAAAAGAUCUCCAUCAACUAAUGACAUCAGCAUGGGUGCAGAUGGACGUGUGGCAGUGACCAGUCAACUUCAGAUCCCUUACGUAGAGUGGAGCACAGGGAAGGUCUUCACUUGUGAAGUAUAUGACAAGUCUCUGAACACAAAUGUGAAAGAGGACAUCAGCCUAUGCUCAGCUUAUUCAAGUGCCCCUCCCUCCAUCCAUGUGGAGAUUCCCAGCUUCAAGAUGGUGAUGAUCGCACAAUCCACGGUGAACGCAACAUGUUUGGUGCGCACCGUUUUUGAAGCCAAGGUGACCUGGCUAAUGGAUGGGGUAGUCACAGCUAAUAGCACCGUGAAGGCAAAAAACGCAACUCAUAUAAAUAGUGAAGUGACGGUUUCUUCAAGUCAAUGGAAACAACUUAAGUUUCUAACAUGUAAAGUGGAACAUAAGUGCUUCUCAUCCACUGAGAAGACUGUGGAUGUUGCAGGGCCUGCCAUAACAGCUCCAUUGGUUGAGAUCAGGAGGUCUCUUAAAGAUUUGCUGAAAGGAGACAGUACUGUGCUGGAGUGUGACAUCACACAACUCUCAUCACAUGACCUCUACGUCACCUUUCAGGCCAACGGUGUUGACAUCUCUGGCAAUCAGUAUGUUGAUCUUCCUCAAGCCCCAGGCCCCCAUUCAAUCAGUAGACGCUUCAUUGUCCCAACAAAACACUGCCAGAAAGACACAAGUUUCACCUGCAAAGUGAAUCAAGGCUUCUCCGGCAGCUUUAAGUCAAACUCUACAGGCAAUAUUAUUGUGGACCCAUCAGUGGAACUUCUUCUGGCCCCCAGAGAAGAAUCAGAAUCACAGAGACUCUUGUGUUCUGGAUGGGGCUUCAACCCUCAAAUUAAAUGGUAUUCUGAGUCUCAGCAAAGAUCUCCAUCAACUAAUGACAUCAGCAUGGGUGCAGAUGGAUGUGUGGCAGUGACCAGUCAACUUCAGAUCCCUCACGUAGAGUGGAGCACAGGGAAGGUCUUCACUUGUGAAGUAUAUGACAAGUCUCUGAACAAAAAUGUGAAAAAGGACAUCAGCCUCUGCUCAGCUUAUUCAAGUGCCCCUCCCUCCAUCCAUGUGGAGAUUCCCAGCUUCAAGAUGGUGAUGAUUGCAGGAUCCACGGUGAACGCCAUAUGUUUGGUGCGCACCGUUUUUGAAGCCAAGGUGACCUGGCUAAUGGAUGGGGUAGUCACAUCAAGUAGCACAGUGAAGCAGGAAAAAAACGCAACUCAUAUAAAUAGUGAAGUGACGGUUUCUUCAAGUCAAUGGAAACAACUUAAGUUUCUAACAUGUAAAGUGGAACAUAAGUGCUUCUCAUCCACUGAGAAGACUGUGGAUGUUGCAGGGCCUGCCAUUACAGCUCCAUUGGUUGAGAUCAGGAGGUCUCUUAAAGAUUUGCUGAAAGGAGACAGUACUGUGCUGGAGUGUGACAUCACACAACUCUCAUCACAUGACCUCUACGUCACCUUUCAGGCCAACGGUGUUGACAUCUCUGGCAAUCAGUAUGUUGAUCUUCCUCAAGCCCCAGGCCUCCAUUCAAUCAGUAGACGCUUCAUUGUCCCAACAAAACACUGCCAGAAAGACACAAGUUUCACCUGCAAUGUGAACCAAGGCUUCUCCGGCAGCUUUAAGUCAAACUCUACAGGCAAUAUUAUUGUGGAUCCAUCAGUGGAACUUCUUCUGGACCCCAGAGAAGAAUCAGAACCACAGAGACUCUUGUGUUCUGGAUGGGGCUUCAACCCUCAAAUUAAAUGGUAUUCUGAGUCUCAGCAAAGAUCUCCAUCAACUAAUGACAUCAGCAUUGGUGCAGAUGGACGUGUGGCAGUGACCAGUCAACUUCAGAUCCCUCAUGCAGAGUGGAGCACAGGGAAGGUCUUCACUUGUGAAGUAUAUGACAAGUCUCUGAACAAAAAUGUGAAAAAGGACAUCAGCCUCUGCUCAGUAACUCCAGCAUCAUCUCAGAUAGUUGGCGUAUAUGUUCAGGGACCACCACUCCAGGAGCUUCAGAAUAAGGGACAGGUGACUAUCACCUGUCAUCUGGCCGGCCUGUCUCUUAAUGAUUCAUCCGUUGACUGGAAAGUAGGUGGGAAAAAUUAUUCCCACUAUGCCCAUAAGGAGCCACCAGUGAGUCACAGUAAUGGGACAGAGACUUUGCGGAGCUCCCUCAAAGUGUCAGCGGAGGACUGGCAUGCUUAUAAACAAGUGUCUUGUGAGGCAAAGCACAGAUGUUCCAACCAGGGCUACGAGGACCAGAUAAGCAAAAGCAGAGACCUGAACCCACCAACAGUGAAGAUACUACAACCAACUCUCUCUGAACUGUCAGACGUCCUCCCACUUACUUGCCUAGUCUCUGGAUUUUUCCCAUCCGACAUCAUAGUAUACUGGGAAGCGAAUGGCCAGAGUGUCUCCUCUACUCACUACACCAACAGUCCUGCAUGGAUAUACAGAGGGAGCAGCACUUAUUCAAUGAGCAGCAGACUUAACGCUUCAAAAACUGAGGACAAGGAGUCUACGUAUUCUUGUGUUGUCAGACAUGAGUCAUCUGAAACGCCUUUUGAAAGCACCAUAAAGGAUGUGUUUGCCUCAGUGACCUACAGCAAACCUUCAGCCACCUUGCUACAGGGCUCUGGUGAACUUGUGUGCUUGGUCUUUGGCUUCAGCCCAGCAUCCAUAAACAUCACUUGGUUUCUUGGUGACACAAAGGAACUGUUGGACUUCAACACUAGCGAACCCCAAAGAGUCCCAAACGGAAAGUUUAGCAUCCAAAGCCACCUUCGUCUGUCCCAAGUCAUCUGGUUACCUGGGGCCAACCUCUCUUGCAGGGUGACACACGUAAACGCCACCCUAUCACUGAAUAUAUCUAAAUCAGACACCCUGGAGGACUGUAAUUUCUUAGAUGACAUCAUGCAUGCUGAAGUGAACCAAGACACAGAUGUGGAUAGCUGGUUUAUGGCUUUUAUUUUCCUUCUGUUUUUCCUCAUCUCCGUCAUCUAUGGUGUCGUUGCAACCAUAAUUAAGACUAAAUGAUGAUCGCCACAGGAGAGAUCCCAUUUUAGGAUCCAAAUGUGGACUUUUGAGGAUUUUUGAUGGCAUAUGGCCUUGCUAUUUUAAAGUGUAAUUCAUUCAUUUUCUUUCUUUUUUUAAAUAUUUCUAUCAUUAUGGAACCGGUUUAUACUAUAUCCAUUUCAUUUUUAUGUUUCAGUUAUAUAUUUGGUGUGAAAUGUAGGAGGUGCACGUCUUGUGUGUACAAGGAAACGAGAUAAUAAAUACAUUUGAAGCUUUAAA